Molecule: messenger RNA, 798 nt
Organism: Paraphaeosphaeria sporulosa
Lineage: Eukaryota; Fungi; Ascomycota; Dothideomycetes; Pleosporales; Didymosphaeriaceae
Exons: 2
Coding region: 1-798 (265 amino acids)
Biological process (GO): P450-containing electron transport chain
Cellular component (GO): mitochondrion
Molecular function (GO): 2 iron, 2 sulfur cluster binding
Source: RefSeq, a predicted model, not a curated record
AUGCCUUUUCUGCUCCAUCUGCGAAAAUGCCAGGCCAAGCUCGGGCCAACGUUCUCGCGCCAGGCCAUCCAGCCGGUCCGCUCGCCCUGGAAAAGGAAGGCAGUCACAGGGACGGGAGCCAUAUGGGAAUGGAAGGAGGGAAACCUGGGGAUUGGAGGCCUCGUUCGUGCCUCCCUAGCGCUGCCGCCUACGAUGGGCACCGAAAGGCAGAAGGCACACAUGUGCACGACCGCCACCCCCGAGCCGUAUGCCGAUGACCAGGCGCCAGUGCCAGCGAUAUCUCCACCCUUCCCGCGAGACGGCCCGGCGCCCGUGCCAGCCAUGCCUCCACCCUUCGCCCCGCCAGAUGAAUUGGAUUCGGUUGCUGACGGUGUGUCCGCUCGCGCGGAUAGCCCGAUCACCAUCACGUUCAUCGACGCCCAGGGCAACGUUACGCCUACGUCCGUCACGCCUUCAGCAGACGGCGAAGACACACUGCUCAGCCUCGCCCAGGACCAUAACGUGGCUGUUCUGGGCACAUGCUGCGGCGAGUGUUCGUGUUCGACGUGCCACAUGGCGGCUGUGCAGAAUGCAGUCUCGAUGGGGGCCAUCGCAACUCAGGAGGAAAUGGACAUGCUGGAAGCUGCGGGGAACAUGACGAAUACAAGUCGGCUGGGGUGUCAGGUGAGGCUCGACAACCGGCAGAUGGACGGCCUGGUAGUGCAGGUCAUGCAUCCAGCUCCUGGGCCCAGUCAGGGGGUAGGGACAACCUUGUUGGGGGAGGAGGUCCACGCUCCGGAUCAAGAUCCAGCGCGUUAA